Molecule: messenger RNA, 2515 nt
Organism: Solea senegalensis (Senegalese sole)
Lineage: Eukaryota; Metazoa; Chordata; Actinopteri; Pleuronectiformes; Soleidae
Gene: tmcc2
Product: transmembrane and coiled-coil domain family 2
Exons: 5
Coding region: 250-1716 (488 amino acids)
Biological process (GO): amyloid precursor protein metabolic process
Cellular component (GO): endomembrane system
Source: RefSeq, a predicted model, not a curated record
GAGAGAGGGAAAUAGAUGACAGAAUUAGAGAGCAGAGGGAGAGGGAGGCUGCAGAUAUCGAUGCCAUUAACAAUGAAGCGUUAGGACACAGAGAGGUAACAGUCAGCCACACAACGGCUGAGGGGGGUGCAGAUAUUUGAGGGGGGGCUCCUCCUCAGUGAGCACAGGAGGAGGAGGAGGAGGAGGAGGAGGAGGAUGGGCCUCGGACACAGACUUGCACUGGCGGUGCAAAGAUUGGAUUAAAGCAGUAUGCUGGACAAGAGUGAGGUGGCAACACUAGGCCUACCCUCCACCACCAGCCAUGGGGGCUCCGACGGUAACAUCAGCGCGGACGGAGCGGCUGCGGCCGCGGCGUCCACUGUCACGGCCGGCGGUGCCGAGGGCCCAGUGGCUGCCGAGCCACAGCGAACGCGCGCCGCUCUGGAGCACCUGCAGCAGAAGGUCCUGAAGGUCACCGAGCAGAUCCGCGUGGAGCAGGAGGCCCGCGACGACAACGUGGCCGAGUACCUCAAGUUGGCCCACAACGCCGACAAGCAGCAGGCCUCCAGGAUCAAGCAGGUGUUUGAGAAGAAGAACCAGAAGUCGGCACAGACCAUCGCACACUUGCACAAGAAACUAGAGCACUACCACAAGAAGCUAAAGGAGAUAGAACAAAAUGGACCGGCCCGACAGCCUAAGGAUGUCCUGCGGGACAUGCAGCAGGGACUGAAAGAUGUGGGGGCCAACGUUCGCGCAGGAAUAAGCGGUUUUGGAGGCGGCGUAGUCGAGGGCGUCAAAGGCGGCGUGACCGCUCUCACUCACACGGCCGUGGUCUCCAAGCCAAGAGAGUUCGCCAGUCUCAUCAGGAAUAAGUUUGGCAGCGCAGAUAACAUUGCUCACCUGAAGGACACACUUGAGGACGGAGUCGGGGGCCACUCCGAGGACACCCCCACACCCCGUGCGCUCAGUGGAAGCGCCACUCUGGUCUCCAGCCCAAAGUACGGCAGUGACGACGAGUGCUCCAGCGCCACGUCCGGCUCGGGACCGUGCAGUAAUUCUGGUGGUGCCGGAGGAGGAGGAGGAGGUGGAGGAGGCUUGUUAGGUCCCACCAUGGGGAGUCCAAGACUGGAUGGGCACCACCACCACCAUCACAUGCACAGCUCGUGGGACACUCUCCUGGAGGGCCUGCACGAGAUCAAGGCCAGCCAGGCGCACAUGGAGGACGCCAUUGACGACAUGAAGGGUCAGCUGCAGAGCGACUACUCCUACAUGACGCAGUGCCUGCAAGAAGAGAGAUACAGGUACGAGCGACUUGAAGAGCAGCUCAAUGACCUAACUGAGCUGCACCAGAAUGAGAUGACCAACCUGAAACAGGAGCUCGCCAGCAUGGAGGAGAAAGUGGCUUACCAGUCGUACGAGAGAGCGAGAGACAUUCAGGAGGCCGUGGAGUCGUGUCUGACCCGCAUCACUAAGCUGGAGCUGCAGCAGCAGCAGCAGCAGGUCGUCCAGCUGGAGGGAGUGGAGAACGCCAACGCGCGAGCUCUGCUGGGCAAACUCAUCAACGUCAUCCUGGCGCUCAUGGCCGUGCUGCUGGUCUUCGUCUCCACUCUGGCCAACUUCAUCACGCCGCUGAUGAAGACGCGGGCCCGCGUGGCCACCACUGUCCUGCUCACGUUGCUGCUCUUCGUCCUGUGGAAGCAGUGGGACUUUGUGGAGCCGUGGCUGCUGCCCAGCUGAGCGUCAACCGGGAACAAAAACACUGAAAGAUUCAGAGAUGAAGACAUCUGCACUUGUCCACUCUUGACUUUAUGAAAGAGUGGGGGACAUAACAUGGCAGGACAAGAACCGGCCUGUGAGACAAAAAGACAUCACCUCAUCUCGUCCAAAUCAACUGCCGUUGAUGAUCAAUCAUUGUCGAUUGCAUCGCUGUCACCAAAAACUCUCUCUCUCUUUCUCGAAAGACACAUCUUUGGAUUGUCUUUUAUUUGUGAAACAUGAAGUACAAAGAACACACAGCGACUGUAUAAAGCUGAUCAUGUUUGCUGUAACCUUCACGUUGAAGCCACCGUACAGACAUUGAUGUGAGAGGAUGAAUUGAAUGUCUUUGUGCUCAUGCAUGCACUGAAAUGCAUGAAGUGACAUUUCAUUCAUGACAUGAAGUGAAUAUUCCACAGUAGAACUGCCAUUGUGUUGUUUUUUCAGUGUCAAACCAUCAUUUCACAUCCUGCUGUUUUGCUUUCAUAGACGCUCGCUCUUUUCUUUUUUGUCUUUUCUUCUUGAAAUCAAAUGAACGGAUGAAAAAAACCACAAUAUCCACAAAACUUUCAGCACAAUAAUUCCACAAUGUUAUAAAACCUGUUAUGUUUCAUAAGCACUAUUGUAGAACUGCUACUUCACCGUGUCAAAAAUCCUACCUGGCAUGUCAACUUGUAUCAAAGUUUAUAUCCAGUUUGCAAAAACAACAACAAUAAUAAUAAUAACGAUGAUGAUUGCUGUUUUAUUAAACGAUUUAAGAAAUAAAUGAUUUCAUAUAUGA